This is a messenger RNA of Oryza brachyantha (malo sina), 2792 nucleotides long. RefSeq names its product probable E3 ubiquitin-protein ligase ZFP1. Gene Ontology annotation, molecular function: ubiquitin protein ligase activity. The record is from RefSeq and is a predicted model, not a curated record. Lineage: Eukaryota; Viridiplantae; Streptophyta; Magnoliopsida; Poales; Poaceae. The coding region runs from base 1021 to 2466 and encodes 481 amino acids. The transcript is spliced from 7 exons.
UGGAAAAAAAAAUCAUUCUGCCUCGAGUAUAUUUCCCCGUCCCCUCACCGUCGACGGCCGUCUCGACUCUCGUCGCCUCCUCCCGAGUUCGCCCGCCGCCGCGGCGAUCUCCCUCGAGCAGGGGCCGCCGUUGUCCUGCCGUCCCCACUGCCUGCGCCGAUCUCCCGCGAGCGGGGGCGCUGUCGUCCUGUUGUUUCCGCCGCCGCUGCAUCGUCGCCAGACAGAUGAGUGAACUAAUCGACUGACCCUUUCCAAUGAAACAUUACAAACCUUGUAUUACUACAGUGUGAGAUUUUACAAGGCUGAAGCUCUAUGGCAUAAUGCUAUAUUUUGUGUUGCAGUAUGCUGUUAUCGACUGUACAGUUCACCAAAAUGUGGUCAAGUCCUGAAAUUCCACUGAUACCAAGAAACUCCAGUAUAAAUAGCCCACGUUAUAGCAGCAAUUAUCUGCAUACCAACCUUGCUAGAGGACAUCAUACUUGACACCUUUGAGUUUGCUGAAGGGAGUGUUGGUUAUACUUCGAGACUUAAUAUAUGGGAUUGCAGAUGUUUGAAAGCAAUACAAGCAUUGCUGUACAUGAGGAAUUAGGGAAAGAAGGGUUACUAACUGGAUGUUGCUAGGCGGUCACGGAUGAGUAGAUUCAGCACCUAUUUGUCAGAAGAGGCAGUAACCAGUCUACCUGGGGUCUGGUACGAGGAUGGGGUCAGCAUUCGAGCAAUCCAGGCAGUGGCAUGCAUGACCAUUAGAGAUAAUAGUGUGCCUCCCUGAGCCUAGAUAUAGCAAAUUUUGGUCCUGGAUAGUCAAUUGGAACUGGUUACUGCCUUCUGGAGCAACUGCUUGAUUGUUGUGUUGUUUAUUAGUCAGAUUCCAUGUCAUGCUACUGCAACAUUAGUCAUGUAUUCAUCAUUGUUUGAGAGUCUGGAAAGGAAAAGGUGAUGAUAAAGCAUAAUAGUUAACCAAAUUUGCUGUACCUCCUCUUAAUAAAAGGAAAUAAGUUUGGCAUUUCAUCACAAAGAACUAUGGUUUGGACACAUCAGGUUGUCAGUCCUGAAAACCAAGUUCAACCUGAAAGUUUCUAUAACGGAGUUGCUGGGAGCAACUUAUCUAGCCUGGGUGUACAAGUUAAUGUUGGAGUUCCAGGGAGUACUGAUUUCCGGAGUCACUAUGAGAGCAUUAAUCUUCUGCACCAGCAUGUUCAGAAUUCAUACCCACAUGUAGGUGUUGCUUCAAGUUCCGUGUUCCCAUCUACUAUGUACAAUCCCUGCAUAUCAACAACAGCUGUGAGCAGAUAUGUUCCUCCUAUUCAAUGUUUUGGAUUGGGCAAUCCACAACUAUUGCCUUUAUAUCAUCUAGUUUCUCAAGGAUCCAUGGAUGAGAGUGGCAGCAGUGGCAGUUUUAGUGACAGAGUCAGAGAAUUUAUCAAGAGGAAGAAUGCAUUACUUGCGGGUGGCCAUCAUUUUGUUAGUAGUUUUGCAAGCUCAAGUUCAUCUGCUAAUGUGCCUCAAAAUCCUUCACAUAGGUCAUGGAACACAUCAUUUGAAUCAAAUAUUCUACCCAGCACUGGAGUUUCCAAUCCACCAGGCUACUCUUCUGCAGAUGGACUGAAGAGGUCCAACUAUGUAUUUCCAGCUGGUCACAUGAGCCAAUCGUGGAUUGUACAGGCUGCAAAUAGAACUGGUGGAGUACCACAGUGGGAACGUGGCAAUGCAGUGGCUAAUCCUCCAGGUGGAUUUGUUCAUUCUGGAACUGUAGACAUGCCAAAUGGAGGUCUUCAGGGGUACCAAGCUGGCCAUUCUGCCAUUUUUUAUGGGCCUCUUCCCCAUUUCCACCGAAACCCUAUGCAUAUCAUGCAAGAUCCUGCUCUAUUUAAUAUCCAAAUGCAAAUACCUCCUCAACAUUGCCUCAGUAACAAUUUAUUACAUCAUACAAACCCUUCUGGCAAUGGCCUCCCCUUGGAUCCAAGAUUUAUGGCAAUUUCAUCCAAUUCUGUGCCCACCUUUGGGCCUACAGCUCAGCCGGCCAUAGCAAACCAAGUUAACACUGGGAGCUUGAGAAUUCAGCCAUAUGAGGUUGCUCCUCUCGUGGAUCUUUCGAGAUUGUAUGAAGCAGGAGUGGAUGAACAUAGAGAUAUGCGGCUAGAUGUAGACAGCAUGAGUUAUGAGGAGCUUGUAGCGUUGGAGGAGCGGAUUGGAAAUGUUAAUACUGGUUUUACAGAAAGCUACAUUAAAGAAAAUUUGAAGACAAGUUCUUAUGUCCCAAACACAUCUUGCAUGCCUGAUCAGUCUUAUGUGGAGAACGAUGCUUGCAUAAUAUGCCAGGAGGAGUAUGAGGCUGAAGAACUUAUUGGAACCCUUGGCUGUGGUCACAAGUAUCAUGUGACGUGCAUAAAAGAGUGGCUGAUGGUGAAGAACCUGUGCCCCAUCUGCAAAACAACAGCUUUGCCAGCAGAUGGAAGAAGCAGGUGAUGGAUGCCAAUAAUAUUUAUCGGUGAUUUGCCGCAACAAACAUUCAGUUCAGUUUUGUAUAUAAGACAUGCUGGAUAAUGGUUCUGCCUGUAUUUGCUUUGUUGUGAGAACAUUACCUAAAACUGUACAGUGAGUCGCUCAUCUUGUAGAUUUAUUUUAGACAUUAAUGUUUCAUGAUGCGCGAAGUCAUCAUCAUGGCAUAUCUGUUAGAUCGCUCAAUUUCUCUUGCUAUUGUACAUUAUAUUUAUCUUUAUUCUUUGCCCCCCAAAAAGAGAGCUUGUAGUUCUUCUGUACAUUGUGAAAUUCAAAGAACUAAAGGAGUUUCU